Messenger RNA from Lytechinus pictus (painted urchin), 3883 nucleotides. Its product is annotated as solute carrier family 35 member F3-like. Gene Ontology annotation, cellular component: membrane. The record is from RefSeq and is a predicted model, not a curated record. The transcript has 7 exons. Bases 191 to 1435 code for a protein of 414 amino acids. Lineage: Eukaryota; Metazoa; Echinodermata; Echinoidea; Temnopleuroida; Toxopneustidae.
AUGUUCCUUUCAGUAUGUAUCCAGUAGCUUCUCUACAGGUUCAAAGGGAAAGUACAUUGGGACUCCCAUAUUGUACUAUACCAACUCUGUUUCAACUUUCCAAGUUAGAUUACUUGUUUGUGGGGACAUUAAUCCCAAUCCAGGUCCUUCUAGUGAUGUUCCCAACCCAAGUUUGGAUACUGUGAAGGUGAUGGAGAAUACAGAUGACAGUGAACCAAUCCUAGUCGAUGACAACGAGGAACCACCGAACUACAACUCAAUUAAAGCAAAUGAAGAAACAACAUCGGAAACAUCCGGAGAUGGCUCCCGACAAGUCACGAACAAUUUCGAAAAUGUCCGAAAGACUCUCCUGGGUUUUGUGAUCGUCACGGGUAUAGCGGUUUCGUGGGUCGGUUCGACUCAAUUCUCACAGAGUACAUACUCGGAAACCUUCAAUGCGCCUUACUUCAACGUUUGGUUUGGGACUUUAUGGAUGUUCAUCUGCUAUCCGUUUUAUGUGGCCGGUUCGUGGAUAUUCAAGAAGGAGAGUCGCAGUUAUUCGGGAACCGUCGACUUAUACAAGCAUUCCGAACGAGUAUUCGGGCGGAAGGGGCUCACCAUCAAAAACUACUUCCGAUUGGUCGCUCCCUUCGCGCUGUGCUGGAUGGUGACCAAUUAUAUGUACGUUUACGCGCUUGGUAGGAUUGCUGCAGCUGACGUCACGGCAUUGUUCUCCAGUAAUACCGCCUUCAUUUACAUAUUUUCGUGGAUUUGGCUUCACGAACGAAUUGUGCUUCUUCCUGCGAGGGGCGUAUCUGUUAUCCUAUCUAUCGGUGGUAUAGUACUUAUAUCAUACGCAGAUGGUUUUCAAGGAACUACUGCUAUCGGCAUCGCUCUCUCAAUCGGUUCAGCUAUUGGAUCGGCUUUUUAUAAGGUACUAUUUAAACGGUACAUCGGGGAUGCGACGUCUGGACAGGUAUGCUUGUUUCUGUCGCUGCUGGCGCUCUUUGAUUUAGUCUUCUUGUGGCCUGUACUACUCACCGUGUAUUACACAGGUUUUGAGCAGUGGGAUUGGAACAACAUGCCAUGGAACUAUCUUUGUGGUAGCUCAGCACUGUCAGUAGUUUUUAACUUCCUGAUUAACUUCGGUAUCGCGGUCACGUUCCCACUGUUCAUUGCUCUCGGUACCGUGGUUGGUAUCCCUCUAAAUGCAGUGGUCGAUCUCAUUUUCCGAGGGAGGGGAUUCGGUUCUUGGAAGAUCGGAGGCACGAUUCUCAUCGUUUUUGGAUUCCUCAUUAUGCUGAUGCCCGAAAGAUGGCAGGAGAAAGCAUACUGCUGUAAAUCCCGUAGAUCGGUGACGCUGAAUGGGAAUGAGGAAGCAGCGAAUGGCGGUAUCGAUAACCCGACGGUGGAGAGUGAAGCAUCCAAAAAAGAAAACAUGAAUGGAACGGUUUGAUGUUUUUUUUUUAUAACUGGUUUUAUAUUAUGCAGCAUGAGUCAUUUUCGGAUCACAAAAAUCUGUUCGACUUAAACUAAAUAAAACCCCUUAAGAAAGUUUGGUCGUGUGGGAGCAGAUUUUUUUUUAAAAUAAAUAAAGAAUAAAAAAACAAAAAACAAGGGGACCAACGAGACUCUGAGUAAAAUGUGACAGGCAAUUCGAAAGUUAUGGACAUUUAAAUGUUGAGAUCAAUAAUGGUAUGGUGAUCAUCCUGCUGGCCACAUACAAACAAAAUCUGUGAUGUCAGUCACGGCACACAUGUAGACCCCUCUGGACACUGAAAAUGUAACCAAAAACGCAUUUUUUGCUCAUUCUUGAUAAUGACAAACUAUUCAUCAAUAAUAUAAUGCUGUGAAACCUCUGUUACACGUCCUCUUAUACACAAGAACUCCUGACCUUGCGAUAGAAUAGAAAAAGGAGAAAAUUUAAGUGAAAUAAUGGGAAAGAUCCAGGUGUGUGACGUCACAGAUGUUGGUCGAACUGCUUAUGAGAGGAUCUACAUACUGUAUGAUUAUAGUGAUUUAAAUUUUCAGCUGCUCAAUACUUUCUUUCUUAUUAUUCGUCCAACCUUCAUCAAACUUUCAUUGAUCCGUUUUCUUGAUUUAUAUCUUUUAUCUUUUAUUUUUUAAGUGUUUCAUUCUACUUUCAGAGAGACAAGGCUUAAAAACAGUUUAACCAAAUUGCUUCGAUAUUUGGUCCUGCUUGUAAUAAAGUUACAUGUAUAACCUUUCGUGUUUGUAUCCGCCCAAUGCAACGAUAAACUGUGAUAACCGAUCUACGACAAGGGCAAGGAUGUGUCUGAAUAUGAUGUCAUUUGGCUGAGUACUAUUGCACUGUACUAAUAUUCAUAUACUGACAACAUAUAUUGUUAAUAUCGAAUCACGGAGAGUGCCUCAAUUCGGUAGGUAUUAUGUUCACAUUGGAAAAAUUCAUUUUUUUUUCUUAUUUUGUAUUUCUAUUCUAUUAUAAUAUUUGGCUGUUGUUAAUUUUGCCUGGUUGUGAAGCGAUUUUUUUUUAAAUCUAGGAAAAGGUGAAAGUCAUGUGACUAGCUAAGAGAGUAUUUGACACCUCACGAAGGGCACCACAAUCAAAUAGACCAGUUCGCAGUUUAUUUCAUGGGCAAUUUUGGUCAAAUGACCUUUCAUUUCUUUCAUUAUGAUAAUAGGCAGAUUUCAAAGUAAGAUAUUAUGUAAGCAUGCCUUACAUAGCAGUACGAAGAAAUCGAAUAGACCAGGUAACUAAAAUAGCACACCAGUGAACACUCUAUGAAGGUAUUUGUUGCAUUUCUACUUCGAAUGCAUUAGCAUGUUGUUAUAACAAUUAUACUUAGCCAACUGUGAAAUACCAUUUGCUAGUGGUUGGUGUUGUUUUUGUGGAUUAAUGAAAAGAAAAACACAAUUCAAAAGAAUUUAUGAAUAGACAUCAAAGUUGGAACUUAUUUCAUUAAAUAUUAAACCACCAUGUCACUUAAAAACCAAUGACCUUCUUCUGAUCAUGCGCAGAAUGCAACUACGAACUGGCUUAUUGGCUUUAAUAUACGAUAGAUACUUAAUAAUGACAUAAUACCCUAAAAAUGUUGUGGUAAUAAUAACAUCGAAACUUUUUAUCACAUUAGGUUGAUGAAUAUUUUGUUUUAUUUUCACCAUGUAUAACAAAAGUUAAUUAAUAGAAUAUAGUGUUACAUUGGCGAUACAAAUAGGAACUAAGCAUAAACAAAAUAUGUGUCAAGCACAUAGUACCUGAAAUACCAUCUUAGGUAUUAAAGAAAAGCAUGGUUCGAAUAAAAAAAAAAUCGUAAAAACAAAACUAAAACCUAUUAACAUAUAGACAUCAUCAUCAAGAAAAUUAACUACAGAACAAGUCCAAGCAAGCACCACGAAUCCGACAAUGGUAAAGCUUGUUUAAAAGUAUAUUACGAUAAAUAACAUAAUUAUUCAGUGGAAUGAAAUUUCCUGAAUCCGUAUUGGUGGUUAUUGAGUAAUUUGUAGCUAGUCAUAAACUUGUCUAAUCUAUCGUAAACCCCCCUUUAUAAUAUUUUAAAAAACAUGAACUUAUAAGUUAUAGAAUAGGCUGAUAAUUGGAAAAUAAACUAGUACCAUCUUUUUAUACAUUGGUAUAACUUUGGAAAUUUUCAUCAUUGUGGGACAAUGGUAUAGGUUGAAAACCUAAACAACGAGUGAUGAUUAUGUGUUAAUUUUGACAUUUUAUUUAUCAUGCUUAUUAACAUGAAAAUAUUGAAUAAUUGUUCUUAUGUAUCUUGGAUAUGAGUGAAAACUUGUACAUUGGUAACAAUGAUUAUAGCCUAAGAUGUACAUUUGCCUUUGAUUUGCCAUAAAGUUCAAUCAAACUGAAAUGAAAUGAUGGUUAUUUUAUUUGAUUGGCAAAUAAAACAAACCUAAGCAAUAA